AGCCCCAGUCACACUGCGUCUGCAGAACCCGGGUAGCAAAAUUGCAGGCAAGAGGCAGAGAGCUCUUAGAUCGGAGGGUGCGGGCAGGCGGUCGGCAGCAGAGACCAGAAGGCUAGGAAGCAGACUGGGAAGCAGGGGUAACGGAAGGCAGGGGGACAGGGCAGGGCUUCCAACCCUUUUCCCUGUCCCUCGGUACAUCCGAAACCCUUUUCCCGAGCCCGUGCUGAGCCCCUCGGGAGAAGCAGCUCUUCUCCUCUUCCUCCUCCUCCUCCUCCUCUUCCUCUUCCUCCUCCUCCUCCUCCUCCUCCUCCUCCUCUUCUCCCCGGGAAUCUCUCCCUUCGCCUCCAACCCCAAACGACGCUAAACCUAGCGCUCCUUCCCCGCCAGACAGAGACAGAGACGGAGACAGACAGAGAUAGUCGGAGAGCGAGGGCUACAUCCCUUUCGGGGGUUCUCCCUGCCUUGCCCCAGCCUCUGCCCCGUCCCUUCCCCCUCCCCUCGCCCCGUCAGUGCAGGCUAGGGAUCUCCCGCCCAAGAGAGCUCCGAAGCGCUCUCCGCCGCCGCCGUGCCCGUCUGACCCUGUCUCCCCUUCCUCGUGCCUGUCCGGCGCAGGCGGCACGAUGUUGGCGCACAGGUGGAGCGGAAUGCUGGCUGCGCUCGCGCUGCUUUGUCUCGCCGGCCGCGCGCAAAGCGAAACUUCUGCGAACAUGACCCAGGUCAAAGAGAUCGUGGACAGGCUUCUGAAAGGGUACGAUGUCCGUCUCCGGCCUGAUUUCGGAGGAAACCCUGUCACCGUUGGGAUGAGCAUCCACAUCUCCAGCAUUGACCAGAUUUCGGAAGUCAACAUGGACUACACCAUCACCAUGUAUUUCCAGCAGAGCUGGAGGGACAAGCGCCUGGCAUACAGUGAUUUUGAUUUCAACCUGACCCUGGACAACCGUGUGGCUGAUCAGCUGUGGCUCCCUGACACCUACUUCCUGAAUGACAAGAAAUCCUUCCUGCAUGGAGUGACUGUGAAGAACCGCAUGAUCCGUCUCCAUCCUGAUGGGACUGUCCUGUAUGGCCUCAGAAUCACCACCACUGCUGCCUGCAUGAUGGAUCUUCGUCAAUACCCCCUGGACCAGCAGAAUUGCACCCUCGAGAUUGAAAGCUAUGGCUACACCGUUGAUGACAUUGUGUUCUACUGGCAAGGGAAUGACUCGGCUGUGACUGGGAUGGAUACGCUGGAGCUGCCUCAGUUUACCAUCAUGGAACAAAGACUGGUUACCCGAGAAGUGGUGUUUACCACAGGUUCAUACCUGCGCUUGUCACUGAGUUUCCGGAUCAAGAGAAACAUCGGCUACUUCAUCCUGCAGACUUACAUGCCCUCUGUCCUCAUCACCAUCCUGUCCUGGGUCUCCUUCUGGAUCAAUUAUGAUGCUUCUGCUGCCAGGGUGGCACUAGGUGUAACUACAGUGCUCACCAUGACCACCAUCAACACUCACCUUCGGGAGACCCUUCCCAAGAUCCCAUACGUCAAGGCAAUCGACAUCUAUCUCAUGGGAUGCUUUGUCUUUGUGUUCCUGGCUCUUCUGGAGUACGCCUUUGUUAACUACAUCUUCUUUGGACGUGGUCCCAGUGAGCAGAGCAGGCAGGCUGCCAAACGUUCCCAGUCCCAGGGAAAACGAGGCAAAGGGCGCAGAGGUCCCCAGGUGGAUGCCCAUGGAAACAUUGCCUUGAGUGUUCUGGAGAUGACCAAUGAGAUGGAGGAGUCUGAAGCUGACAUCUCUGGGUUUCAGCUGCGCAGGGGGGCUGCUUCUCGGGGUGCCCUCAGCCAGCCAAUGGAGCCGGCCAUCAGCCCCAUCGGGGGUCGCCGCCGCCGCAGCUCUGGGUGCCGCCACCGUGGUGGUCGCCUCCGCCGCCGUUCCUCCAAGCUGAAGCUCAGAAUGCCCACCCUGAAUGAUGUCAGCGUGGUGGAUAAGUGGUCUCGGCUUGUCUUUCCUGUCACCUUUGCCUUCUUCAACCUCUUUUACUGGCUAUACUAUGUCAAUUAAGUCCCCAGGACCUCUCGGGAAAGAUAAUUAGGCAAUAUGACCCGGGUGCUGUGGUCCUUUUUCCUUUGCUUUUCCUUUUGGUGCCAUUUUCCUCUCUUCUUCCUUCUUCCAUGAUUUGGUUUAGUUUGGUUCUAGACUUCUCUUCAGCACAUUACAAAUACUGAGUGUUUCAAGAUAGGAAGAGGAGGAAGAAAGAGUGUGUGGAGUUGGAAGAGACUAGCACCUCUAUUUUUCUUUGGGAACUUCUGACUUUUCCAGAACAUUCUGUUUAAGAAAAAGUCAUUGGCUUUGAAAAUGAGCUUGUUUUCCACAUCUUCCAUCUUUUCUUCAUCUAGUUCCUGAGUGGAACACCUAUCUAGUUGCCUGGCUGGACUCUCUGAUUUUUCAGCAGGGAAGUUGGUGAGCAUCUGUCUCCUAAAUUGUCAGGAAGAGGGGACAACACCCAUUGGUGAAGAACAGAGUAUAAGAAUUAGCUGGUUUGUAGGGACUUGAGUUCUGAGAAGGGAGGGGGUAGUUCAAAGGCUGAUUGGUCUGGUGCUUUGGGAGAAUAACAAGGAAGAAAUGGAAAGAGGUCUGAUGUUAGAAUUUACUGGAGUGACCAACGGUGUUGUCCCCUCUUCCUACUGUCCCACAACCCAAGUCACAAUGAGAGUAGACAGGGGCCCCUAGCCUGCCCCAGUAAGCUCCCAGAGUGGCAUGGGCCUCCUCUACAGGCAGCAUGGUUGGCAGGACGUUUGAGUUAAGAGGGAAGCUAUGACAGCCAUCUAGCUAACCCUCACUCAGCUUUGUAGAAACCAAAAUGAGAGGACCAAGGGGAAAUAAAAGCAGACAAAUACUCAUCUAAUUUCUUUGAGAUAAGGCUAGCUUCGUGUUCUCUUCCUGCCAGCUGUGGAAAUUUUGACUCUCCCAUUUAAUGGGACAGUUUUCUUUUCCCCAGCAUCAGAGAGUCCACCUCCCACACCCCCAAAUAGACCUCGUGAAUAUUGACUUGCAAAAAAAAAAAAAAGAUGAAAGAUUCUAAAACCUUUCCCUUCUACUCUUCUCUCUUGUCUUUUCCUUAUUUUUCUCUCUCCCUUAGCCAUUUCUCAGGGUUUCUCAAGAUUUUCUCCUUUAUGUCUUUGUCACUUUCCCCUUUUUGGCAUUCUGUUUUCACCCAGUGCCCUGGUAAAACUAAAAUGGUGUCUUAAGUAACAUCCCAAAUGCAAUUAGAAAAAAAAGGAAUUCAGAGGUGGGCAACUCUGUUCAAUCCAUAGUACUAUGUAAUGUGGCUUUCCCCUGUCAAAUUCCAACCAGCUCCUCACAAGAGAACUUUCCCGAAGGCCUGAUCUUUUCAAGCAGAAUUCCUUAAGCAAGUACCUUUUUGAGAGUAACCAUUGUCUUACGUUCUAAACCCUGCCUGGCAAAGGCCAAAAGCCAGGUGGUGACUGCUCGGUAAUUCGAGAUGGCCUCUGAAUUUUGCUUUUCCCUCUCCCUCUCUCCCUCUCCCUCUCUCUCUUCUCUCCUCUCAAUUUUUGAUUACCUAUGGUCCCUAUGCCACACAAGAAGAGACGAUCUAAAAAUGCCAGCCCCUUCCCCGCAGAAAAGUCCGGGGCUGUUUGCAAAGGGGCAUCCUAAGGGCAGUUGGAAAUCUGGCUGCUCUAUAGGAGCUGGGACAAGAACCAAGGCCUUCUUUUCCCCCCCAGGCUAAUUGGUCGUCUCGGCAUAAGGCAUUAUAAAGGUGCUUCUUCCACCCCCCUUCAAUUUGAGUGCAUUAUAUAUAGGGGUUUCUUUUUGUAUUCCAGCACUCUUUGGGGGUGGAUCAUCUUGUGCUCUUCUCUGUGGCCUCCUUAUUUCUAUUUUUAAGCAGAGGUGAUAAACCCUGCAUGGGCCUCUACCCCUGAGGCAGGGACCAAACCCCUUAAGAGGAGAAGAUAAUCCCAUCCCCGCCCCCUGACCCCUUGUAUCGUGCUUUCUAUUGUCCAAGUGUUUUUUACAUGCUUGAUCGUAUUUAAUCAACUUUGUGAUUAUAGUCCACAUUUCAAAGACUACAAAGUUUUAAGGCCAGGCUCGCCUGAAGUCACACAGGAAGUUAGAAGCAGAGCCAAUAGCAGAACCCAGUUGGACCUUGUGACUGACUCCCAGCCUAAGGUUGAUUCCAUUAUCUCUGCUGCCACCACUGAGGAGCAGCAGCAGUAGCUACUACAGCAAGCCCAAGGUUCCCUGACCUCUAAAACACCUGGGAGUUGGCCCCUAGGAAUCCCUGAGUGGAGAAGGUUGUGAUCAGAGGUAGACUUGAGCUCUGGAAGGGGUGCCAGGUGAGCUCAAAGCCGACAGGAAUCCAAGGGUGACUGGAUGGAAAUCCUAGGGGUUCAAGAAUCCAAGGGUGAGAGUAAUGUCUGCACAUUCAGACUAAUGAAGGGUGGCAGGAACCUAGACCAGGGUUAGCCACAAUUCCAGCAAAAUGACCGGAUCUACAAACAAAGCAUUUGGUAAGAUUUUCUAUUCAAGCUCAUCUAAAACUGUACUCCUUGGCUUCAAAGACAAAAGGGAAUACAUGACUCAAAAUGGCGCUCGGGGGCCAACUGUACUGGCUCCCCAAGCUUCUUGCCCCAAAACCACUUGCUCCCAUCUCCUAGUCUGCUCAGCCACUCACUAGACUCUCCCUAACCAUGCUGCACUCCCUCAACUAUUAACCAACAGCCUUCUAGGCUACUUUCCUUCACCCCUACUUUACCCUCCCCCCCCACUCCAUGUUUGGUACAGGUGCAUGUGAAGAAUGAAUUCACCCCCACUCCUCUGCUGUGUGUGUGUGUGUGUGUAUCACCUGUGAGGUUUGUAUAUCAAGGUGACUGUACUUGUGUGUCUGGGCAAUGUGUGCCCAUUGUCCUUGAGUCAGUAUUUUUGAGUAUCUAUGUAUGUGUGUGUUUCUAUUUGCCACGCACAUUUGCCUUUGUGUGUGAUAGUGCGUGUGUCUAUAUCUGCCAUGCACCUUUAUCUUUGUGUGUAUGUGUGUGUAUGAGAGAGAGAGAAAAAAUGUGUCUAUCUACCAUGUACCUUUAUUUGUAUGUGUGAGAAAGUCUGAGGGGGGUGAAAAUCUGUGUGAGUUUGUGUGUAAGAGUCUGUGUGUGUAUGAAUCUGUGUGUGAGAGUCUGUGUGUGAGAGUGUCUGUGUGAGUGUGUGUUUGUGUGAAAGUCCAUGUGUGAGAAUCUGUGUGAUUGUGUAUGAGAGAGAAUGUGUGUGUGAGUGUGUGUGUGAGAAAGUCCAUAUGUGUAAGAGUCUGUGUGAUUGUGUGUGAGAGAGAAUGUAUGUAUAAGAGAGUGUCUGUGUGAGUGUGUAUGUGAGAGAGCCUUUGUGAGUACAUAUGUGUGUAUCUCCCUCACUCAAAGUUGCAGACAUAUACCAGAUGGUCAAACACAGUGUAAUGUGCCUGGAUCUUUAAGUGAGAGAGAAGGGGUGUGUGUGUGUGUGUGUGUGUAUGUGUGUGUGUGUGUGUGUGUGUGUGUUUUUAAGAGAGUGCUGGAGUGCUUCUCCUAGUCUGGCAAGUGAGAGACUGUGUGCACACUUAGGCAUGACGUGGUAAGUCUGCAUCACACCAUUGAGUCCGUGUGCGAGUACUUGUCUACCAUCUGUGUAUAGUGAUCUGUCUGUGAGUGUUUGUUAGAAUGAUUGUGAGAACUAGCAUGCCUGACUGAGAUCAUGUGUCUCCCCACUCAGUGGUUCUCAAACUAGGGACCACACACACUUUUCCCGAAACUGACAGAAAUCUCUGUCAUCUUUUUUGCAAAAGUCUCUUCUGGUGCACUAGCUGUCUCUUUCGGAUGGUGUGUCUGAAGAUACUUACCCUGCAUGUGCUUACUGGAAGCCUAGCUCAGGACUGAAGCCCAGGGCACUCGCUCCUUGUCCUCCUCUGGCUUGAGGAGCCAGUGCAGAACCCCUGAGCUGCCUAGAGCUAGAAAGUGAUUGGCUUUUGUGAGGAAGAGAGUUGAUUGAACCAGUGAUGACUCAGGUCAGUGGGUGUUGGGGCUCCUGGCAUCCAGCCAGGACCAGGUGUGGCUGCCAUUGGUAUUUCCCACUGACUGGCUAGCAUGGUACCACAGGUGAUGAUUGAGCAGACUGCCCAGGCACUAUUAGCAGGUACUGUUUUCAUAUUGUCUCAGGGGUUUCCAGCUUCGGGUGAAAGUGAGCCAAGGCUGACUGUAGGGAGUAUAUAGUUUCCUUGCUAUGUGUGGACAUAUAUGGACAGCUGAAAUGACAGCACCAACAGCUCCAGUCUUUCAAGCAAGCAGGGCCUCUUGUCACUGCUUGACCCCUUUUCAUCAUAGAGCAACUCCCAUCUUGUCCCCACAAAAGGGAUCCCUGGGGCCAACAGUAGGGCCAUUCCCAAGAGGCAAGACCUCUCUUCCUGGCAAGGCGGUCUUCACCUUGGACUCAGACCAAGGUUUUCAGGCCUGAGUUUGGGCUUUCUGACUGAGAGAGGCAGGAAGUCAAACUGAUGAGGGAGAAGAGGGGCUAGAACUUGUGAUGUGUCAGAAAUGGGAGUGGAAAUGGUUGACGGCCCAAUGAAGCAACCGAAAGGUGGAACACCAUGGAGAAUAAGGACAUGUUGUUGUCAGUUUUUAAGGCCCCAGUCACAUAGUGCUGGACAAGAAGUAUAUGGUCAGUGGAUGGGGUAGGUUUGGGGGUCAGAGACUGACCCCCUCUACUGAGGUAUGUGGACUGGAUCUCUCAGCCCACAGGUGGAUUGAGACAUAUCUGCUCUUCUGUAUCCCAAAUGGGAACCACCAGUCUAAAAGAUGGAAACACAGGACCAUGGUCUCUCUAGAAGCGGAUGAUCACUUGGGUCUUGCUGAGCCCCACAUAGCAAGCUCAGAGGACUAAAAGGUAUGGAAGCCAGGGAUGGAGAGUGACUAGAUUGGGUGGUCAGAAGAUACUUAGAGAAAGAGAAUUAGGAAGGGAGAGAACCUUGAAGGUAUGUUGAAAAGGCACAGUAAAGAGCAUGGGGAGGAGGUGGGCAGAGCCCUAGAGAAGGGGUUGUGUAUAUAGUCCCCUUAAAUAAGUGUCUUAUUUUUGUUUUCAUGUCGUAGGCCAAAUAAACCCAAUGUUGUGUGUUGAGGUUACUGGGGCAGCCCUGGGCUGAAUAAUGUCUUAAGAAAAAAGGGACCCUGGGUCCUCUGACUCAUGGGCCUUAAAGGAUGGAUGACCUUUGUUUCCCCCAACAGGAGAGUAGAACAUGGUGGCACAGACUGGCAUUUCACACACACACACACACACACACACACACGUGCGCGUGCGCGCAAUCUCACUCUCUUGCUUGCACACAUAGCAUGGUAGACACCACUUUUAAUCCAACACCUAGCCAUAAGCCAGUCUAGGGCAACUAAGGAGAUAUCUGUAGGACAUUCAAAAAGCUUCACAGGAAAAUCUGUUCGAGUGGCACACUCUGCCUGGCCCCAUCCGAUAAGGAUGUGACAAGAGCAGAAGGCCUAGGACUGGCUGUUCAAAAUCAGUCCAUUCAGGCACCUUUAAGAUCAAAAGAGACUUGCCAUUUUGGCCACUCCUGAGAUUCUGCAUCUGGUCACCAUUUGGGGGGUGACAAAGGGUGGUUCUUUGGGACCUAAGGACAGAGACAUUGCCCUGGCCUACUGGUUGCUGAGUCCCUCGCCCCACCUUCCUGAGGUUGGGGAACAGGGCUCAAGUUGGAAGAAAGAAGGAACCUCAGUUUCCCCUGUCUUUUUAGAAAGAGGUUAACUACUCAGGUCUUGUACCUAGUGCCCAUUUAAUUGUGGUGAGCUUUUUUUAUGAGCACAUGUUGAUAAGCACGCUAGCUCUAACUAGGGUCUAGUGACAUGAGCAAGAUGGAGCAUAGCACUCUGACCUCAAAGGCAAGAAAUUCAUCAAGCCAAGAACAAUGUCUAAUCCAGACCCACCUUGUGCUGGGGAGACCUGAGGAGAAAACACAGCUACAGAAGAUUCAAACCCCACCACUGGGGAGAGCUCCCACUUGAGUAGGUGAGCUAAAGUAGACACACACGCAACAAACAUUCCAAACACAGGGCAGACCGGGAUCGGUGCCCCACGACUUCGACAGAGACCAGGGCUUUGAGUAAUUUCCAGAGAGACAGAAGUCGCUCCAGAAUGGAGUGGCCAAGGAAAGAUUUGCUUUGUAGGGUCUAAGACAGGGGAAAAACAACUUGUCUUUAGGCAACGUUUCCAUUAGGAGCACGGGGAAGGCAGUAAAGGGGGAAUCAGAGUGGAGGGCCCCAACAGCCAGGCAGAGGAAGUGGGCUUGGAUCCUCAGGCAGUGGGGAGCCAUUGAAAGUUGAGUUUUAGGGGGAAAGGAAAGCGUGGAUCAAAGUGAUGUUUUAGGAAGAGGACUGGAAUGGCGGUGCUUAGAAUGAGUAGGAAGAUGAGACAUGGCUUUAGUCUACACAGUGAUGUGGUGAUGGAGGAACUUCAUGCCCUAAAUGUAUUGGACAGACACACUGAGCCACAGACUACCCAAAUGAAAGGGACAUUUGGCACUGACUGAGCAGACAGACCCUCCCCCCUCCAGAUGAUCAAAGGAAUUUGAGAGGGACCAAAUCUCCCCUUCUUUUCUGUAGCCAACGUGGACUUUGUCAACACCUAUUGGACCCUAAAUGCUAUUUCCCUGAAGGGAUUCUACAUACCACCGAGCCGGCUGGCAGACCACCUUGGGCACUCUGUGCCAUCUGUGCUGGUCCUGAAGCCAGGCUACAUCUCCCUGCUUAGUAACCACAGCCAGACAGCCAGAAUUCAGGGCAAAUCUGGGUUGUCCCUGGCAAGGGAAAUUGGUCUUAACAACUCUUGGACUAACUGGCAUGCAAAAACACAAUACAUGCGAUUGAGAAGCAAAGAGGAAUACUUUUACUUCUUCCUCUUCCUCUUCCUCCCCCUCCCCCUCCUCCUCCCCUCCCUCCCCUUCCCUCUCCUCCUCCCCCUCCUCUUCCUCCUCCUCCUCCUCUUCCUCCCCCUUCCCCUCCUCCUCCCCCUCCUCCUUCUGCCUUUCCUGUGUCCCUUGCCUUUUCCUAUGUUUCCUAGGAGGGGCUCCCAGGGCCCCUCUUCCCUAGGGUGGCUGGGGCUGCAUUCAUAUUCCCCCCACACACCCUCUUACCCACCCCCAGCUGUGAGAGCAGCUGAUCUGUUGGGUUUGAAUUGAACUUGUCAAAUGUAUCUGUAAAAUCUAUUCAAUCCUCUUGCUAAUCACAAAGUGACUUUGCCUCUGCAUGUUCCAAGCCGAGUGUUGCUGAGAGAAUGGCCUUUUCCAAUGACAUUUCCUUGUUCUGUACAGAAAAGAACAAGCUGUCUCUGAGCUACCCACCUGCACUGGUAACCUGGCAGUGGGGAUGGCAGUUGCCUUUUGGAAAUGGGUGACAUAGCCUAUAGACUGCUAUUGAAUGAACCCCUCUGGGAUGCCUCUGAAAGCAGGCUCAUCCCAUGGGAUUUCUAGCACCAGAGGACAGUGGGUGAUUGUGGGUUAUGUCACACUGAUGGGUUCAGACUUGAGAAUGCCAUGUGCACAGCGCAAAUAGGCCCAGUCACUAUCAUCAACUCACCCUCCGGGAAACCUGAGGGUCUCAAACUGCCUGCCCUGGGACAGUUUGGGCCUCAAGUGGCUCUGGAGGGGAGGCAAGAUGAAUUGUAUCUUGCCUAUUCAAACUGUAGAGACUGGCAAGAGGGAAUGAGUGGUAAAAGUUGCAAGGCCCCGGCAUGCCAUCCCACUUGGGCAAAUGCCAGCACUGGACAGCAUAGUCCAGACCCAGAUUGACUACUCUGAUGCCCAAAGGAGCAAAGCAGCCUGGGAGAGCAAGGAAGGGUGCUGCCACCCUAAGGUGUGGAAACCAGAGAAAGCAGUCACUUGGUCUGCCCCCAGCCAAGUGACAGGAGAGGCUGCAUUGCAUUGUGUACAGUGUUACCAAAAGACAACUACAGCAACAAGGAACCAACACAGCCUUCUUUUCUUUUUCUUUUUUUUUAAGACAUAAAAAAGAAUCCUUAGUUUGCAUCUUUGCAUGAAAUAAGACCUUGCUUAUCUUUUUCACAAGCUUAACUGUGUGAAAGAUAAGACAAGACACUUAACAUUUCUAGCAAAGGAAUCCUACCUAUAUACCAUUUUGUAAAAAAAAAGACAAAAAAAAGACAAAAAAAUUCAGAAAGCCCACAAGUGGCCUUUGGAGCCAUUUUGUUUACUCUCCUGUGAGCAGGCCGGCCUUGCCAUCUCCUGGGGUGGGGGGUGGGCACCAGGGAGGG
Messenger RNA from Dromiciops gliroides (monito del monte), 10280 nucleotides. RefSeq names its product gamma-aminobutyric acid type A receptor subunit theta (gene GABRQ). Bases 621 to 2033 code for a protein of 470 amino acids. The transcript has 9 exons. The record is from RefSeq and is a predicted model, not a curated record. Gene Ontology annotation, cellular component: neuron projection; membrane; synapse. Gene Ontology annotation, biological process: signal transduction; nervous system process; monoatomic ion transmembrane transport. Gene Ontology annotation, molecular function: neurotransmitter receptor activity; GABA-A receptor activity; extracellular ligand-gated monoatomic ion channel activity. NCBI's taxonomy places the organism in Eukaryota, Metazoa, Chordata, Mammalia, Microbiotheria, Microbiotheriidae.